This is a messenger RNA of Salvia hispanica, 839 nucleotides long. The record is from RefSeq and is a predicted model, not a curated record. Lineage: Eukaryota; Viridiplantae; Streptophyta; Magnoliopsida; Lamiales; Lamiaceae.
AUGGUAACUCAAAAUUUGUCUCAAGGUUGUUGGGUACCACUUAACAAGUUGAUUGAGAUACAACUCUCCAAUUGCUCCGAAUGUGAAGAAAUCCCAAUGCUUGGGCAAUUGCCAAAUCUUAAGUCUCUCUGGUUAAAAGGAUUGACAAAUUUGGCGUCCAUAAAUUCUUCUUUCUAUGGAUUAGUGAAUGAGGAGACACGUAUUGUUUUUCCAGCUCUAGAAAGGCUCGCGUUGGUUGAAAUUCCUAAGCUUAUAGAGUGGGCAGAAGUAGAAUCUGAAGGUGCAAGUGAUGUGAAGGUAUUUCCUAACCUCCAACACUUGGAGAUCUCUCAGUGCAAGCAAUUGAUGAGUUUUCCUAAUCAUUCGUGGCCAUGCCUCAAAAGUUUGAUCAUCAAGGGGAGUGGGAGCAUGCCUUUCACAUGCAUAUUCAAGACAGAAUUAAAGUUGCUAACAGAGCUUUGGAUAGAAGGAAUAGAUGAUCUGGAAUAUCUCCCAAAUUGGUUAUUCUAUAACAAUCCCAAUCUCUUGGAGUUAAGUGUAAGAAUGUGUUCCAAUUUGAAAGAACUACCAGAUGGUCUAGGCACCCUCAGUUCUUUGGAGAAGUUGAGUAUAAGGGACUGUCCAAAUUUGGAACGAAUAGGAGUUACUGGUUUGCAACAAUCACAAGGAAGCCUCACAUGUCUUAAAAGGUUGGAGAUUUGUGAAUGCAAAGCUUUGUUGUACUUUCCAUGUGAAAUGGUAGGAUCCUUGCUUGAGGAUACUGGAGUUGAUAUAUUUAAGUAGCCUAAAGAAUCUACCUGGGAUAAUUGAUUGUCUGCCAAAAUGGCCUCGUCUAUCAC